AUGUCGAAUUCGCACUCGACACCGAUUAAGGUGUCGCCCUCGGCGGCAGUCCACUCUGCUGCAACUCUUGACCCAGACCUUAGAUCUCAGAUCAAUACGCUUCUCCUGAAAGAAGGUCACGUCGAAAAGAUACAGGAUGCGCUCCUGCAUUCAUUGAAUGCUAACCAGACAAAUUGGCCCACACAAAUCCAGUCGCACGCUACGACACUCCUGCGCUCUGGCGACGUCACAACCUUUCCGGCCCUUCUGCGACGUGUACUUGACGACGUUCGUCACGACACGCUCGCACGGCCUCUCGAAGCAAAUCAGAAGACGAACGGCAGCAAGACCAACGGUACAGCUGCCACUGACACUACACUCAAUCUAUCCAUCCCUGCCGCCGUGACAGACGACAUGCUAAAAAUCGUGCGCGAGAGCCUGGAGGCUGUCUGUGAAAUUGAGGAGAGCAACGGGAGAUGA
Molecule: messenger RNA, 459 nt
Organism: Verticillium nonalfalfae
Lineage: Eukaryota; Fungi; Ascomycota; Sordariomycetes; Glomerellales; Plectosphaerellaceae
Exons: 2
Coding region: 1-459 (152 amino acids)
Source: RefSeq, a predicted model, not a curated record